UAAUAUUAGUUACAUGUAUCAUCAUCGAUUGAUACUCGGGAAUAUCUACAGAACAGUGGGCACACUACUCCAUCCACCACCAAGACCACAACCCUCAUUUAAACCCUUCUCACAUUCUCUCUCCUCAAAACCCCUAAUUUCCUUCUUCCGCACAUUCCUCACCAACCUUCAAUCUUCAUCAAUGGAUUCCCACGAAAUCUCUCUUCGGCAAGCUUUAGCCGAGAAGCAAGCCGCUGUCGACGCACAAGCUAACACUGUCCGCGACCUCAAGGGUUCUGGCGCCGCCGAUAAAUCCGCCAUUGACGCCGCCGUUGAAGCUCUCAAAGGUCUGAAGUUGGAGAAGUCUUCGAUUGAAGAAAAGCUUCAAGCGAUUGUGAAGAGUAAUGGAGGUGAUAGUAAAGAGGCGUUUCGUCAAAGCGUGCUUAAUACGCUUGAGAGGAAAUUGUUCUUUGUUCCUUCGUUUAAGAUCUAUGGCGGUGUUGCUGGUCUUUAUGAUUAUGGUCCUCCUGGUUGUGCUGUUAAGCAGAAUGUUCUUGCCUUUUGGCGUCAGCAUUUUGUCCUGGAAGAAAACAUGUUGGAGGUUGAUUGCCCUUGUGUGACGCCAGAGGUUGUGCUUAAGGCAUCAGGACAUGUGGAUAAGUUUACUGACCUUAUGGUGAAGGAUGAAAAGACAGGAACAUGUUUCCGAGCUGAUCACUUGCUCAAGGAUUUCUGCAAGGAGACUCUUGAGAAAGACCUCAGUCUAUCUGCAGAGAAAGUAGCAGAACUCAAACAUAUCCUGGCUGUGCUGGAUGAGUUCUCUUCUGAGGAGUUGGGUGCAAAGAUAAAGGAAUUUGGCAUAACUGCACCUGAUACCAAAAAUCCUCUUUCUGAUCCAUAUCCCUUUAAUUUGAUGUUUCAGACUUCCAUAGGUCCUUCUGGCGUAAGCUCAGGGUUCAUGCGACCAGAGACAGCACAAGGUAUUUUCGUGAACUUCAAGGACCUAUACUAUUACAAUGGCAACAAGCUUCCUUUUGCUGCUGCCCAAAUUGGCCAAGCUUUUAGAAAUGAGAUAUCUCCACGCCAAGGUCUUCUCAGGGUUCGUGAGUUUACUCUGGCAGAAAUAGAACAUUUUGUGGAUCCCCAGGAUAAGUCUCAUCGAAAAUUCCGUGAAGUUGCAAAUUUGGAGUUUUUGAUGUUUCCAAGGGAGCUACAGGUGUCCGGGCAAUCUGCAAAGAGGAUGGUCCUUGGUGAUGCCGUGAGCAAGGGCACUGUGAACAAUGAAACUUUGGGUUAUUUCAUUGGAAGAGUGUACCUCUUCCUCACCAGCCUUGGUAUCGACAAAGAACGGCUGCGAUUCCGUCAGCAUCUUGCAAAUGAGAUGGCUCAUUACGCUGCAGAUUGUUGGGAUGCUGAGAUUGAAUGCUCAUAUGGUUGGAUCGAGUGUGUUGGCAUUGCUGACAGAUCUGCAUAUGAUCUGCGUGCUCACACUGAUAAAAGUGGUGUAGCUCUUGUUGCUCAUGAAAAGUUUGCGGAACCAAGAGAAGUAGAGAAAGUUGUUAUUACUCCAAUCAAAAAGGAUCUUGGUCUUGCAUUCAAAGGGAACCAGAAGAUGGUUGUUGAAGCAUUGGAGGCCAUGGAUGAAAAGGAAGCAAUGGAAAUGAAGGCCAACUUGGAGUCUAAGGGUGAAGUGGAAUUCAAUGUUUGCACUCUUGGGAAGAAUGUGACAAUAACCAACAAGAUGGUAACAAUCAAGAAGGAGAAGAAGAAGGAGCAUCAGAGGGUUUUUACGCCAUCAGUUAUUGAGCCAUCUUUUGGCAUUGGACGAAUUAUAUACUGUUUAUAUGAGCAUUCUUUCUACACCAGAACAAGCAAAGGUGGCGAUGAGCAACUGAAUGUCUUCCGUUUCCCUCCACUUGUGGCUCCAAUCAAAUGCACUGUGUUCCCUCUUGUUCAAAAUCAGCAGUAUGAGGAGGUCGCUGAACAGAUUGUUAAGUCAUUGACUGCGGCUGGUAUCUCACAUAAAAUUGACACUACAGGCACAUCGAUAGGCAAGCGCUAUGCGAGAACCGAUGAGCUUGGAGUACCCCUUGCCAUCACUGUUGACUCAACAUCCUCAGUUACAGUUCGGGAGAGAGAUAGCAAGCAACAGAUCCGGGUCAAUGUUAAUGAGGUUGCAUCUGUUAUUAAAGAGGUGACUGAAGGUCAGAGUACAUGGGCAGAUGUGCAAUGGAGAUACCCAACUCAUUCAUCUACCUCCACUGACGAGUAAAAACAGUACUAAAACCAAGUUGAUCUUCAGAGAUGAAGAUCAAAAGUGGUGCUAUUUAACUGUACAAGAGCCGAUGACAUCUGAUAUUCCCGAGUUUUUUUUUUUCCCUCAGAUAACUAAAGUAAUUUUGCCACUGUAUGCUUAUCUUCUUGUUCUAAAUUUGAUACUUGAUUAUCAUUACAUUCCAAUUUAUCUUGCCACCA
Molecule: messenger RNA, 2454 nt
Organism: Beta vulgaris subsp. vulgaris (sugar beet)
Lineage: Eukaryota; Viridiplantae; Streptophyta; Magnoliopsida; Caryophyllales; Amaranthaceae
Product: glycine--tRNA ligase, mitochondrial 1
Exons: 9
Coding region: 14-2251 (745 amino acids)
Biological process (GO): mitochondrial glycyl-tRNA aminoacylation
Cellular component (GO): mitochondrion; cytoplasm
Molecular function (GO): ATP binding; glycine-tRNA ligase activity
Source: RefSeq, a predicted model, not a curated record